AUUUUAUAAAAAAAUUAAUAGAAAAUUGAGACUUAAAUCUCUAUUUACAUAAGGUGUAGCUCUAUUGAAUUAGCCAAUUUUCAAAGUAUUAAUAUUAACAUGUAGUGAAUAAUGUUACCCUUCGAAUCGAAUAUUUUUAGUUACGUCUUUUACAUUUAUAAGUUAUUGAAUAAAUCAUUUGCUUUAAACUAACUCUAAUAUGUAAAAUAAAAUCAAUGAACUAUCUCUAAAAUUAGAGAUGAAUCUAGUCUAUUUCAAUUACAAUAAUAUUUCUCAAUGAUAUAAUGCAUUUAUCUUAAUUCAACCUGUUAUAAACAUUAUUAGUAAAAUUGAAUAUUAUUGCUUUAUGUAUAAAAUGAACAUUAUGCGAAAAUUGCGUGGUAGCAGUGCUGUUUCUUCUGUAAAUAGUGAUAAUAAUACAAACUCAGAAGAUGAUUCUAGUCAACAUGCAGCUCUUGGAUUGAUGCAUUUAAAAAAACUUUUUACAGAAUAUAUCCAUACAUCACAUAUGCUUACUGAGAAAGAACGUAGUGUGAAACUUUACACAAUGAUACCUUUAUUUUGCAAAGUUUUUGGCAGAAGUCCAUGUACAGAAAUCAUUGAAAAAUUUUGUGAUAUUAAUACUUGGUGUUCAGAAAUGUCUGCUCUUAUGGUUUCUGAAAUACGAUUACGUGCUUCAAAUCAAUCAACAGACACUGCCAGUAAAGCUAUUGCAAGUUUUUUAGAAAUUGAAAAUUGCGAAGAAUCUAGCAAUGGCUGGAUGUUAUUAUCAACAUUAAAUUUAUUAGCAGCAGCCAAUCAGCCUUCUCUUAUUAAAAUUAUGGUUUCAGCUUCUUUGCCAUCAACAUUAGUUAAGUGCUUAUAUUUAUUUUUUGAUUUGCCACCAUUAGAAAAUGAAGAUAUUAAGACAGCACAAAGUGAAUUUACUCCUAAAGAACGUCGAAUUUUGUUACAAAAAAUAUUUGUUCAAAUAUUAGUUAGAUUGUGUAGUAGUUCAAUGCCAGCUGAAGAAUUAGUUACAAAAGAUGAUUUAUCAUUAUUAUUUUCUGCAAUCACUAGUUCUUGUCCACCAUUUAAUGCAGUUUGGAGAAAAUCAUCAGCUGAAGUUCUGAUUACUAUUUCUCAAUAUGGACUAACUCCAAAAGUUAUACAAUAUAUACAUAAUAAAAGAUGCAUUGAAAUGUGUAUAGAAAAUCUUAGAAAUAGUGCUGACUUAACUCCAUUAGAAAUUGUUGAUAUGUUUGUAACUAUAUCUUAUUUUCUGAAAGAUUCAUCAGAAGUGUCUCAUGUUUUACUAGAUGAUUUCAAUAAUGCAUUUGGAUACAAGUUUUUAUCAGAUUUCUUAUUAAGCUUAGAAAAUGAUGAAAGCAGUGAUGCACUUGAAGCUAUAAGAAAUUUAGUUUUGAUCAUUGCAUCUCUAUCAAUGAGUGGUUUUACUGAAUUAAAACCAGAAGAAAAUAAUACUGAUCUCACGAGUCAAAAUUCAGGAUUUAUAAUUCCACAACCAAAAGGUCCAGGACAAAGUGUUCGUAACAUCAGUGCAUUUAAUGUUCUUCAAUCAACAUUUAUUUGUUCAGAUUCUAGUGCACUUUGUUGUACUAUUCUUGAUGCAAUAUCAAAUGUGUACCAUUCAGAUGAAGCAAACUAUUUUAUACUAGGAUCACAGAAUACUUUUUCACAGUUUAUUGAACAUAUACACUUAAAAAAUCAACAGAUACAAGAAAAAUGUUUCAAAUUGCUGGAGUUCAUUGUUUUUCAUUUAAAUUUUGUACCAGUAAAAGAACUUGUUUCAAUGGCCCAAUUUUUAAAAAAAUCCAAUGAAAUUGAAUGCAUCAAAAUUUGUUUGCAAACUUUAUUAAAUGUUCUUAAAUAUAACAAUUCAUUUAAAGACGUUUUCAGAGAUAUUGGUAUAAUAGAAGAAUUAUCCAUUAAUUUAAGAAAUUAUACACAAGAUUUUGUAGCUGUAAACAAAACCAAAGAUGAGAAACAUGAUAUUGAUUUAAAACGUGUUAUAAAUCUAACAUCUGAGUGUCUUGUAAAUCUUAUGACAUCUUCACCUAAAAACUGUAAAGUUUUCAAAGAAUGUGGAGGAGCUCAAAUGUUAUAUAUUAUACUUGAGUAUACAUCUACUCGUCAAUAUGCAUUGGCUAUAUUAAGAGAAAUGAUAUUAAGUACUGGUGGAGAGGAAGAGAUGUCAACACUUUUGAGUACACUUCAUACAACAAAUCAUUCAUGUGUUUCAUUAAAAUCUAGUAUUUUGAAGUUAAUUUUAAAUUGCAUGAAAGAAAGUCACCGAACAAGGACAAUGUUUCGCAAGGUAGAUGGUUUUGUUUAUACUAUUAGUGCAUUGGUAUCGAUGGAAGGAUGUUUUUUGAAUGAAAAACGAAUUGAUCAUGAAGCAUUGAAGUUUGUCUACACAAUUUUUAAUACAAUAACUAUUGCUAUGCGGUUUGAACCAGCUAAUGCUAAAUAUUUUCAUCAAGAGAUUUGUUUAACAAGUUUAUGUGAUACAUUACGUUUACUUGGAUGUUUUUCAAAUGAAACUCAAUUAGAUGAUUAUAUUGAUAUAAUUAAUAUAACACUUGAAGAAAACAUUUUUCAUAAUAUUUUCACAUCUAACAUCACCAAUCCAAUUGAUGCAGAUCAAGUGCCUAAGUGUUUAAUAUAUGCUUGUAUAAUGAUGCGGUUGUUAUAUGAUAUUGCACUUGAUUUGUAUGAUAAACCAAACAAUACCUCUAUUGUAUCAUUCAAAUCACCAGCCCAUCGCCGAUAUAGUGAGGUUGCUACAAAACCUUUGGACUCUCAAAAUAAUAAUAGAAGAACAAUUCAACUAAAUUUAGUUCCUCCAACACCGGAACCAAUUAUAGUUCAUGCUGGUGUUGUUAUAGCUAUGUUACAACUGUUGCCAUCUAUUUACAAUCCAAAAAUACCUAAGAUGUCAUUAACAUUACAAGUAUACAUUGGAGAAAUAAUUCGUUCUCUAGUGCGUGGAGAAAAAAACCAACAGCUUCUUUGUGAUGUAGGAUUUCCUACUACUGUACUAAAAGUUGGUCGAAUAGCUCUACUAGAAGAGACACAUCCACUUCACACAGUAUUUCAGUAUAUGUUUGAGCGGUUAGCCAUUCAGUUAUUAGAACCAAAGGAUUUAAGAGAGUUUUUGAGACUUGGAGAACCUCUCUGCAGCGUACCUUUGGAUUUAUUAGACUGUUGGAUAAGCCAUGGAAGUAAAAAACCUGGUGGUACAGUACCCCUUAGCCGAGUUAAAACACUUGUUUCUAUGACUACUCCAAGAGAUCCCUGUAUGUUCACUUUACCACCAUUUUUUGAAAUGGAUUAUUCCUCUGAAGGCUUUGGCUGCUUAUUUUUACCUAGUAUUGCUCCGCAAUCACCAAUUAGUGGACCAUCAGUUGUUAAUGUUGCUACUCUAGUCAGUACUGAUAUGAAUGUAAUUGGUGGGAUUGGAACUGGUGAUCGUAUGUUUCCACCUCAAAGUGGAUUAAGUUAUUCUACAUGGUUAUGUGUAGAAAAAUUUUCAGAACCAAGAACAGAUCCACAUCCCGUUCGUCUUUUAACAUUAAUACGUAAUGUUCAAAAUACUAGGGAUCAUUUAGUGUGUUUAGCUAUUGUCUUAUCAGCACGAGAUAGAGCUCUCACCAUUUCUACUCAAGAGACUCCAGUAUCAAUAACUAACUCUGAUUGGGAGCCUGAAGUCAUAGGUGAUUCGUGUGCUAGAAUAUGGUAUCCUGAUCUUGUACAAGAAGGUCAAUGGCACCAUAUUGCUAUUGUUUUAAACCGAGCAGUAUUGAAAAAUUCAUCGUUUUCCUUAUACAUGGAUGGUCAACAUGUUCAUACACAAAAGCUUCAUUACAUAUCACAAAAUCCUGGUGGAGGAGCUGCAAACUUAACUACUGCAUCAUCUGUUUAUGGUUAUAUUGGUACACCACCAAUUUGGCGAAAGUAUUCUAAACUAUCUUGGAAACAAGGACCAUGUUAUUUAUUAGAAGAAGUUUUAAACCCUCAUGCUGUUAAAAUAUUAUAUCAAUUAGGUCCUCAUUAUUUUGGUAGCUUACAAGCACCAGAUAUAAAAGAUUUAGAACAUGUUGGACCUUUAGUAUCCGAAGAAAAGUUAAUUUUUGGAUUAAAUGCAAGAGCAGUAUCACAGCUAACAUUGGCAAAAAUACGAAAAAUUUAUAGUCGAGUAGAUAGUAAAUCAAUAGCUAAACAACUUGGAAUGUCAACUCAUGAAAAUGCUACACCUAUACGUAUAAUGCAUAAUACUUCAGGUCAUUUAGUUGGAUCUGCUAGAAGUUUAGGAGGUGUAAUUUUAGGCUAUUUAGGAGUUCGUACAUUUUACCCUUGUCCAGUUUUGAAAUUAGUUGAUAACAUUGGAGGCUGCUCAGUGUUGUUAGGUCUUAUUGCAAUGGCUAAAGAUAUGGAAAGUCUUUAUGCUGCAGUAAAAGCUUUGAGUGGUGUACUUCAACUGAAUAUAACAGCUAAAAAGGAAAUGGAACGCAAACAUGGAUAUCAACUUUUAGCAUUAUGUUUGCGCAGACAUAAACAUAUUUUAAAUGCUCAUAUAUUACAUAUAAUUUUGGAUUUAGUUAUAACAACUAGGAGUGUGGAAGCUCCUAGUAUCCCAGAUGCAGCUAUGUUCAACGACUUAAUUUGUGAAUUAAAUCUUUGGCAAGAAGUGCCAUCUGGUCUAUUACGAUCACUCCUUGAACAAUUAUAUGAGCUAGUAUCUGACUCAAAUGAAAAAAGAAAUAAUUUAGUUAUAUUGAGAAAUAUGGAAAUGGUUCGUAAAAUGGUGAAUUUUUUACCAAUUGUUUUCAGUUCUUCUCCAACUUCAACUACAGAAGUUCACUUUUCAUUUCUUGGAGCAUUAUUGGCAAAACAUCCUGUAACUGAAGAUCUCUUAUGUUUUGGUCAAUACAUUGUUUCAACAAUCAAUACUGGUCUGAACUCUGAAACUUCUCUUGAAGUAAAUACUUUAAUAGAACAACUAAAGAUAUCAGAGAAUAGUAUUGAAUUAACAAAUGAAGAAAAAACUAUUUCUCUUAUUUUAUUAAGAAACAGAUGUUUACAACUAAUGCAUUGUUUGUUAUAUACCAAUAAAAACGCUAUAUGUUCUGGAUUUUGUGAUGAUUUUGUUAGAAUAUUAGGAUUUGAUUGGAUUCUAUUAUUUAUGCAACCCACUAUUCAUAGUUCAUCAGUAAUUUGGGCCUAUAAAAUACUUGCUACUUUGUGUUCAGUUCCAACUUUAUUGGUAAAGUUUAGAGAAGCAACUAGUAAUGGAGGCUGGUUAUUAAAUACUGAAAUUCUUCAAAGUAAUCGUUCAAACUUAAUGCUAAACUAUCAGCUUUCUCCUAGUAUCCAAAAAAGUAAUAAAGAUAUAUUUAAUAAAGCUGAAACUUUAAACAUUCCUGGAUUUCAACAUUUAUCUUGGUUUUUACUUCAUCAUACUGUAUUACCUGAAUUAUAUUAUUUUCUCAUGGCUUUGAUGUUAGGGCAGCCAGUUAGGAUGUUACCUAAUGAUAAAAAUCUCAAUUUAGAUGGUAUUUGGAAUUUUAUGUUUGGCUUACCAUUAAGCCAAUCAUUGUCAGCAGUCAGUGAUAAAAUUACACUAUGUCCAGAAGCAGUUUCAGCUAUUUUGUUUACUGUAAGGUUGAUUUUAAAUCAAGAUAAUAGAGAAGUCAAAUAUGAAGACUGGUUAGAAGAACAUCCAGUAAUUAUAAUUCAAUUUCUUUUUUAUCUUUAUCACAAUCUUCCUGAUUGGAUGCCAGCAUUUAUGACUUCUGAUAUUUUACACCCAUUAAGUGCUACUCUUUUUCCCUUUUCAAAUUCAAAUUUAAGUGAACCGACCUCACCAAAUGAUGAUUGUUUCCUCAAAACACCUGAAGGAUCACCAUCACCAACAAUAGUAAAGGAGCAACAGUCAUUAACCUUGCACCCAUCAAGAAAAUUUGUUAUAGAUUUUUUAAGAGUUAUAAUAGUUGACUCAUUAUUGUUACCAAUCAAUAGUAAAUCAUUACCACCAUUGGAUUUAGUUCUUGAUGCUUCACCUGAAGGUGCAACAUCAUCUCAAGUGUCUAAAUAUCAAACUGAAGUUUUAUCAACUCUAAUGGAUCAUCUAUUAGCAGCUGAUAUAAUGAUUGGAGAACAAGCAGCAGUUUCUUCUAUUCCUGGUGGUAGUACACAAAAUAUUCCUCAAAAUGUAUGCUAUUUAACUUGUCGCAUAGUAGAUAAACUUUGGCAAGGUGUUUUGAUAAAAGACCCUCAUGAAGUUUUUGAUUUUAUUAUGAAACUGAUUGUGCAAGCAAAACGAAGACCUUGUUCUGUCUCAAUGGAAGGAUUUUAUCACUGUUUAAAUAGAACAACAUUGUUUUUGCUGUCAAGAAAUACAGAUUCAAUUGCUUCUCAGAUGCCUGUUUUGGAAGCUUUACACAAAUUAACUACAAACAGAACAUUGGUAUUUGGAUCUGGAAAUCAUGAAUUGGAUUUCAUUGGAUGUCUUAUUUAUUGCUUAUUACAGUUGACUUCUGAUAUGAAGAUAAUAUUGGAUACUAAUGCAAAAACUACAUGGCAUAUAAAUCCUAGUCAAACUGUAGAAGUUGAAGAACAAACUACUAAACAAGGACAAAAUUUGAUGGCAGUAGCAGCAAAACGAGUUUGGGAAGAGUUAUAUAUUUCAAAAAAACCAGCCAUUGAAGAGGUAUUCAAAAUUCCUCUACCAAAGGGGCUUAACAAUAAAGCUCCCGACUUACAUUCUGUUCGUGAACUGAUCUAUGAAACAGCUCAAAAACAUUGGUUAACAUAUAUUGAUAUGGAAAAAAGAUCUUUAUACAAAAUGCCUUGGGAGUUACAAACUCAAAUACAAUCGAAAAUUCAAAAAGUUACUGGUGGCCUAACAAGAUUAGCAUCUAGAAGUAAAGUCCUUAGACGAGAUGAAAGUCGUUGGCAAAGUGGAAGUCUUUCUAGUAUUUCAAUACCUUUGUCAAGGAUUACAAAAAAUGAAUGGUUUACAUGGUUCAAUCAAAGUUUAAAUGCUAUUUGUGAACUUGUAUCUAUGCAAAUAUCACGACAAGCUCAACAUCAUUCUUUUACUACACGUUAUAUUUUGGAUCAAUGGUAUUUGGUUGAGCAGGAAUUAACAAGAGAAAGGGGUCUUUGGGGACCAUUAACUCCUUGCAAAUUAGACAAGUGGAUAUUAGACAUGACAGAAGGUCCAUGUAGAAUGCGUAAAAAAAUGGUAAAAAAUCAUCUGUUUUAUUCUCACUAUCCUUAUCGACCAGAACUUGAAUCAGGAGACAAUAAAGGAUUAAAGUACCGUGUUGCUACAAGUUAUGAUAGUAAAGAGUUUUGCCAAAAAUUCAAAGCACCAAUAUUGCUUGAUAUGGAAAAUUUAGCACCUCAGUCAAAUGAAAAUGAACAACGUACAACAAUCGAUCAGAAUAUGUUUGAUGUUGAUAAGAAUUUGGAAGACAAUGAUUUAUCUUUUAUGGGAUUGAAACGAGUUGUUAGAAGAUCUACUUCUGAACCAGAUGAAAGUAUAGAUGAUAAUGACAUAGAAAGUGGGAGUGAAGAUCAAUUACCUCCAGAUGACAACCAUACAAUAAUUCGUCUUUUAGAGCCUAAUGAAAAAAUAAGUCAUAUGUUCAGAUGUGCUAGAAUUCAAGGUCUAGACACUUAUGAAGGGAUGCUUUUAUUUGGAAAAGAGCAUGUUUACAUUAUUGAUGGGUUCACACUUUUAAAAACUAGGGAAAUACGAGAUAUUGAUACUCUUUUACCAAAUUCAUACGAACCAUUAUUACCAAGUCCUGGUAAUGGUAGCCCAACCCGUAUACGAAUAAAAAAACAAAGUUCAAAGUUUUCUUAUGAUGAUAUAAGAGAAGUGCACAAAAGACGAUAUCUUUUGCAACCCAUUGCUUUAGAAUUAUUUUCUGCAGAUGGUCGUAAUCAUUUAUUAGCUCUUCCAAGAAAAUUAAGAAAUAAAGUAUUUAAUAGAUUUAUGAUGUACUCUACAUCAAUAGCAGAUAAUGCUCACCAAUCAGUUGCUGGCCAAAAAAGAACUGCUAAUAUUGAGCAGAGCACAAAUAUUCUGUCUAAUUUGAUGGGAGAAACAACAGUAACACAAAGAUGGGUGAGAGGUGAAAUAUCCAAUUUCCAAUACUUAAUGCAUUUAAAUACAUUAGCUGGUCGUAGUUACAAUGAUCUUAUGCAAUAUCCAGUAUUUCCUUGGAUUCUCAUUGACUAUGAAUCAGAUGUUCUUGACUUUUCAAAUCCAGCAAUUUUUAGAGAUUUUUCAAAACCAAUGGGUGCACAGUGUCCUCAAAGACUAGAACAAUUUCUUAAAAGAUAUCGUGAAUGGGAUGAUCCUCAAGGUGAAACACCACCAUAUCAUUACGGUACUCAUUAUUCAUCAGCUAUGAUUGUGUGUUCAUACUUAGUUCGUAUGGAACCAUUUACUCAACAUUUUUUAAGACUACAAGGGGGACAUUUUGAUCUAGCUGAUCGUAUGUUCAAUAGUGUUCGUGAAGCUUGGUUAUCUGCUUCAAAAACAAAUAUGGCUGACGUUAAAGAACUAGUACCAGAGUUCUUUUAUCUUCCUGAAUUUUUUGUGAAUUCGAAUAACUUUGAUUUAGGAUGUAAGCAAAACGGAGUGCAACUAAAUGAUGUAGUGUUACCUCCGUGGGCAAAAGAUGAUCCUCAUGAGUUUAUUAGAGUACAUAGAGCUGCUCUUGAAUCUGAGUAUGUAUCACAACAUCUUCAUGAAUGGAUUGAUUUAAUAUUUGGAUAUAAGCAAACUGGUCAACCAGCUGUGCAAGCUUGUAAUCUUUUUCAUCACUUGUUUUAUGAAGGAAAUGUUGAUAUAUAUAAUAUUGAUGAUCCUCUAAAAAAAAAUGCAACUAUUGGUUUUAUUAAUAAUUUUGGUCAAAUUCCUAAACAACUUUUUAAAAAACCACAUCCUAGCAAAAAGCAAUCAAAUAACAGAUCAUCAAUGCUUGAUGCUGCUAAUCCAAUUUUAAGUACAAGCAGUAGUAUACCUAUUAGUGAUAAAGUAUUCUUUUAUCACUUAGAUAAUCUUAAGCCUUCACUUCAACCAAUUAAAGAAUUAAAAGGUCCAGUUGGUCAAAUUCUUCAAGUAGAGAAAAACAUUUUAGCUGUUGAGCAAAAUAAAGCUUUAGUACCCACAACAUUUAACAAAACAGUGACAUGGGGUUUUGCUGAUCAUAGUUUAAGAUUAACUCAAUAUGAAACAGAUAAACCAAUCAUUAUUUGUGAAAGUUCAAGUCAAUCUAGUGGAGAAAUAGUGACAUGUGUAUGUCCUACAGCCAAGACUGUUAUUACGGCUGGAACUAGUACAGUUUUGACUGUUUGGGAAAUAAAUUUCAAUGAAAAAUCAUUGAAGAUUAUAGAUAACUUGUAUGGACAUACUGAUGCAGUAACUUGUCUAGCAGCAAGUGAUACUUAUAACAUAGUUGUAUCAGGCAGUAGAGAUUGUACAGCUAUUGUAUGGGAUUUAUCAACAAAAGCAUUUGUUAGACAAUUGAAAAAGCAUAAUGCUCCAGUGGCAGCUUUAGCAAUUAAUAAUUCAACUGGUCAAAUUGCAUCAUGUGCUGGAACUAUGCUUCAUCUUUAUACAAUUAAUGGUGAAGAAUUGGCAAAUGUUGAUACAAGUGUAGGACAUUCAGAUAGAAUGCAACAAAUACUUUGUGUUGCUUUUUCUCAAGCUGUUGAUUGGGACCCACAAAAUGUUAUAAUUACUGGAUCAUCUGAUGGUGUAGUUAGAAUGUGGUCGAUGGAGUAUGUCCAAGUUCCAAAAAUUCCUUUAGAAAAACUAUCUAAUGAAUUAUCAACAGAAAAUGUAGAAGAAAAAAUUAAAAAUUCGAAUGGAAAAGGUAUUUUAAAAGUACAGCCUAUUAGUAUCCAAAGGCUUGUAAAACAAAUGAGUGUGUCAUCAGAAACAAUAAAUGAACAAGGAUUUGUAGUAAAAAGUGGAUCAGAUAGUAGUUUAUCUGAGUUUGAACCAAAAACACCCACUAAAAAAAUAGAAGUAGAAAAAAAUAUUUUUGUUGAUAACCUCAACUCUUCACCACCAGUACCUAUGAUGAGGAAAAAAAAAGCAUUAAGAUCCAAUCCAUUACUUCGAAAAUCUGAAUGUAAUCCAUCAAGUUCAACUGAUGAACAAUGUACCUUACUAGAUGCAUUAUCUGUCAAUGAUUCAGUUUUAAGACUAAGUAAAAGUGAAACAAAUCUCAUUGAAUCUUAUGUUAUUGUUGAUCAAGAUGAUGUAAAUCAAAAAUCUAAUCAAACUGGUCCUUUACAUAAGCUAAGAGAUGGAUUUCAAUGGCAGCGGCAAUUAGUAUUUCGUAGUAAGUUAACUAUGCACACAGCGUAUGAUCGCAAAGAUAAUGCAGAACCAGCUUCCAUAACAUGUAUAUCAAUAUCUAAGGAUCAUCGAACUUUAUAUAUUGGUGAUGCAAGAGGAAGAGUAUUUACAUGGAAUGUAGCAGAACAACCUGGAAAAGGGGUUGCUGAUCAUUGGCUUAAAGAUGAAGGUUCAGAACAAUGUAAUUUAUGUGAAGUUCGAUUUUCAUUAUAUGAAAGACGUCACCAUUGUAGAAAUUGUGGCCAGUUAUUUUGUUCAAAAUGUAGCAAGUAUGAAUCAGAAAUAUCUAGGUUACGAAUUUUGAAGCCUGUUAGAGUAUGCAAACCAUGCCAUACUUCGCUACAAUCUUCUAAAUAUAAUUAGUUCCUAGUUAAUAAAUUAUAAUAAUUUUAAUUAGAUUUGUUGAUAACUUCCUAAUGUUCUUGUAAAAUCAGUAUUGAGAUAUAUAUAAGAAUACAAUGAUGGGUAUUUUUAUUAUAUUUAAAUAGUUACUAGAACACUUUUAAUUUAAUAUAAUUGUGAGCUUUAGAAAUUAAAUAGUUUCAAGUCAUAAUUAUUGAUUAAUACAGAACAUAAUUAAUCAAAUAUCUUACUACAAAAAAUAUUAAUAUUUUUAUUACCUAACAAUUUUCUAGUCUGUGCAGAAGCUUUAUUUUUAAUGAAAUGGUUUUAAAAAACAAUAACUUGUCAGUAAGUGAUAAUUUUAUUCCAUAUUGACAAUAAAAUUUUUGUUUUUAAUAUAAAUAUUUUAUAAUAUUCUAUAAAUAAUGAUAUUUUAGUAUUUUAAAUUAGAGGCAUCAUGAACAUAUGUCUUUUCCUCCUCCGAAUUUUCAGUAAUAUUAAUGUAUAAAUCUGAAAAAAAUUAGGUAUAAACCUUCUUUCAAAAUUAUUUCUUACUACAGUAAUGUUAAAUGGGCAUACAUGAGGAGUUGUACAACAUGCUACAGUUAAAUAUUUUACAGAUUUCGUCACUUCAUUUUCUUGAACAAUUAUUUUGUGUAAAAAUACUUGUAAACUUCUUAGUAGUGUUGUGGACUAAUGCAAGUAAAAUGAUAAUAAAUAUUUAACUGCCCCAAGUUAAUCUAUUGGAUGGUAUUGGUUUAUUUGAAAAGCACUAGUGUUAUUCUAUUUCAUUUGUCAUUACCAUAAUAAAUAAGUUAUUUAUUAAUUAAUAGUAAGAAAAAACUGCAUUAUAAUUUAUAUUUAUAUCAUUGUUUAAAUUUUGAACUUUACUUUCAGUAUUAUAUCAUUUGUUGAUUUUUUCAGUAUUUUUGUAUUGUGAUUUAUACAUUUAUUUAUUAUAAUUUUUUUUUAUUCUAAUCAUAUGAUUUGUCAAAAAAACCAAUAACAUUUAAUAAUA
Molecule: messenger RNA, 11750 nt
Organism: Daktulosphaira vitifoliae (grape phylloxera)
Lineage: Eukaryota; Metazoa; Arthropoda; Insecta; Hemiptera; Phylloxeridae
Gene: bchs
Product: WD repeat and FYVE domain-containing protein 3
Exons: 49
Coding region: 347-10753 (3468 amino acids)
Molecular function (GO): protein binding; metal ion binding
Source: RefSeq, a predicted model, not a curated record